AUGAUGUAUGAUGAGGAUCUGUACAAUGAACGUACACUUCCACCCGAGUUCUCAAUAGAAGACCUGCUCAUGAAGCUAGAAGGACAAGGAACGACGUCAUCGCCCUGGCCGAGACGAGACGCCGCCAACAAUUCAACGCCAUCUAUGACACCGGAGAAGAACUGGUCCUCGGAACAUGCGACAGCGCCGAGAUCAAACUAUGACGAAGAAGAAGUCGAAGCGUUCUAUAUGGACUUGGAGAAGUUCUACAGAGAAGACCACACAUUCUUCAAGGUCAUCAUUGGAGAUUUCAACGCCAAGAUCGGACCAAGAAGAACGUCUGAAGAACGUCACAUUGGGACCCACGGAUUAGAAUGGAUCGAACAGGGUGAGCGGCUAUCUGAGCUUAUUAUGACGACCAAGACUAUCUAUGGUAACUCGCAAUUCCAGAAGCCCCACUCUUAA
Messenger RNA from Angiostrongylus costaricensis, 444 nucleotides. NCBI's taxonomy places the organism in Eukaryota, Metazoa, Nematoda, Chromadorea, Rhabditida, Metastrongylidae. The record is from the annotation of a GenBank genome assembly.